This is a messenger RNA of Saccostrea cuccullata (small rock oyster), 564 nucleotides long. Its product is annotated as cerebellin-3-like. The transcript is spliced from 2 exons. Lineage: Eukaryota; Metazoa; Mollusca; Bivalvia; Ostreida; Ostreidae. Gene Ontology annotation, molecular function: protein binding. The record is from RefSeq and is a predicted model, not a curated record. Bases 6 to 557 code for a protein of 183 amino acids.
GAAAGAUGCGAACCCUGUUGUGUUGUUACUUUUCGCUCCUCUUGCUGACGAUACAAGUGGAGUUUCUUUCUGUCCAGGGAUAUACGUUAAUGCAACAUUUGGCCAAACAAGCUAACGCUCUGGAAUAUGGACUAAAAUUGGCCUCCAGAUCAAAGUGGGGAUAUGGUUAUGGAGGAACCAGAGUAGCUUUUACAGUAGUUGCAUCCAGUUCAAAGAAAGUUAGUAGCGGAAACCACGUCUACUACAACCAAGUUGUUACCAAUGAAGGGCAAGGUUUCAAAAGCGGGCAUUACUUCCAAGCUCCACAUGCUGGCCUUUACGCAUUCACCUGGUCAACUCGGCCCUAUUCUACCAAUCAAGCAAAUACCGCGAUCCGUGUGAAUAACUCUUAUAAGCAGUAUCAAUAUUGCUACACCGGCACUUCUUCCUAUACGGAUUCUUGUUCCUCAUUCGUGAUACUGAGCUUGAGCACAGGGGAUAAAGUAUCUAUCCGUUCUGUUUCUUCUAAUACAUAUAUAUACUCAAGCUACAGCUCGUUUUCCGGCAUGGAAUUGUAACAGUAAU